CGUUCCCUGAGUCUGCCUUGGUUGCUGUAGUUUCUGAGAAAGAAAAAAGACGCCGCCUAAUGAACCAGGAGAGAGUCGUUUGUUUGAAGCUUGUUUUCAGCAUUAAAUGAUCUAUAACGUAUAAUACCGACAUUUGUACUUUGGGAUAUUACUACCUCCGUUUCGUUGUGGCGAUUGCUGGCUACCGAGUCGUUGUUGUGUUAUAAAAAGAAGAUUACAUGUUUUAUGUUAUUUGAUCGAGUUUGCUCAGUGUGGGGUAAUGAGGGACCGGUUGGCCGAUCUGACAGGCUGUAGCAAGAGUGAAGAUGAAGAAGCCACUGUCACUAUUGAGAAAGACCAGUCACUGGAUGGAUUCUUCCAAAAUGUUGAAGAAGUUCGAGGCCUUAUUGAUAAAAUUGCAACUCAUGUAGAGGAAGUAAAAAAGAAACACAGUAUCAUCCUGUCUGCCCCGAAUCCUGAGGAAAAAACACAGGAAGAACUUGAGCAGCUUAAUAAUGAAAUCAAGAAAAAAGCCAAAAAAAUUCAGUCAAAGUUAAAGUCAAUGGAACAAAACAUUUCCCAGGAACAAAACCAACAUUCAGUGCGUCACCGGAUGCAAGACACGCAGCACUCGGUGCUAUCUCUGAAGUUUGGGGAAGUCAUGACGAAAUACAAUGAAACUCAAAUAGCAUUUCGGGAAAGAAGUAAGGGAAGAAUACAGAGGCAGCUGGAGAUAACUGGUAAAGUGACCACAGACGAUGAACUGGAAGACAUGCUAGAAAGUGGCAACCCUUCAAUUUUUACUUCUGAUAUCAUCUCAGACUCCCAAAUCACUCGGCAGGCGUUGAAUGAGAUUGAAUCACGACACAAAGACAUCAUCAAACUGGAAUCGAGCAUUAAGGAGCUGCAUGAGAUGUUUGUGGACAUGGCCAUGCUCGUGGAAUCUCAGGGGGAAACGAUAAAUAACAUAGAGAAACACGUGGCAAAUGCAGCUGACUAUGUAGGACAUGCCAAAGAAGAAACAAAGAAAGCCUUGAAAUACCAGAGUAAAGCAAGAAGGAUAAAAAUGACCCUCAUAACGACUUGGAGUAAAUAGGUUUGAGGAUCUAGCCCUGUGUGCUUUAAUAAGAGGAUUCACGCUCUCAAGAUACAUUUUAUCUUGUGCUGUAUAUUAUUUAAUAUCUUUCAAGUUAAAUACUGGUUAGUAAUAAGUCUAACUUGCAAUGCAAUAUUCCAUAUCCAGUCCCUUUGCUUUUUUUGAUUUUUGCCAGAAUAACAAUACUGUUGUUUGCAAUGGAAUGUUCCCUAACCAUUUUGCUAAUCUUUUUGCCAGAAAAGUUUUAUAAUUGCCAUAGUUGUGGUGAUUCUUCUUGGUGUAAUUGCACUAAUCAUCGGUCUCUCUGUGGGAAUUAAGUAGUUCCUCUUACCUGCUGCACAAGGUAACUAUCAUAACAAAACUGCUGCUUCAACUGAACUUGUUGUUUUUUCAUCUAUAUUUGCUUGAAUUAUAAUUUAAAUUCUUAUAUUAGAAAGCAUUAACAUACAGAUCGAAUGUCCUUUGUAUUUUUUUAUUGAAUAUUAUUUUAAACAAGCUGUCAUGUUUUUUGUCAUCUUUCCAUUUUACUGUUAGCUGCCUUAAUUAUAAUAAUUUGAAUGUGACAUAGUUGUUAUAGCAUAUGAACUGUAUUCAUACCUUUUUACAACUUUAUUCCUACAACAUCACAUAGAAUAUGUACAAUAUGCAAGUCAACAAGCACACUUCUAGAGAUGAACUACUAAAUUCAUAUGCAUUAGAUAGUUAACUUAUUUCUUUGUUUUUUUCAGAAAAUGUUUCUGCUGUCUAUUUGUGUGGUUGUUAGUCUCAUCAUUUUGGCUAUUAUCAUCGCUGUGUCUCUGUCAUAGCACCUGUCUACUGCAGACACAGGAGUCUGCAUCAUCUCAAACUGGAGGAGGAAACCUGAGCACCUCUGAACAUUUCAAACUGUUGUAAUUAGCAUCUGUGUUUCUAAAUAACACUAAUUCUAAUCUAUGGUGGGGAAUUGAGCUUCCAGACAGCUUUAAUCAAGACAUGGUUUAUAAUCUAAGACGCACAUUCUUUUCUGUUACACAGUUUCAAGUUUCAAUGCCAUCUGGACUUGUGUCCACAUUUAGUAAUCAAGCCCAUGUUCUGAGUUGUGUUUAUCUCCAGAUUCCCCACCACAGAUAUUUUAUUGCUUGCACUCCGCAAACAUAAGAUUUGAGAAAAGAAUAGUAUUUGCUAUUUGUUUUUGUACUAAACAUUUAAUCUUGUCACUCCAAAAUGUAAAUGUUAAGUAAAUGUGCAACCUUUAUUUCUGUUUGUAAAUUAGACCCUAAGGUUUGCAGCUUGGAUAGUGAUCAUUAAAUAUUACAGAACGGGACUGAGAAAUGUGUGGGUUUGAAAGGAUAGCAACUAUACUGUUAAGGUAGUCCAAGAUUAGUGCUAAUCGGCACCUGUGAAACAGCUGUAAGAGUCUUAACAAAAUGCACACUCCAAUGUUAGGGAGGAGUGUGUUGACAGACCUCUAAUGGACCAGGUAUGGACCAGUCAGAUAUUCUUUUUUGUUUGUUUUAUUCAAAUUACACUGGAUUUGUGUUACUGCCAAAUGCUUUUCCAUGAAAGAAAGCUGUCAGAAAGCAAACCCACGCAUGCCUUCGUGUUUUGUAUAAAGGUUAAGUGUGUCAUAAACGUUGAACAGCUUCACUUUCUAUUGGAAUGGAAUUUUCGAUACAGAUACCAAAUAUGAAAUAAAUAAUACAUAAAUAAAUACGUUUGUUAUGAUAGUAUAUAAACCUGAACUUUCGUAAUGGUUUUUACAGUUAUUUAUAAGUAUGCUAUUCAAAUCAUUUAGAAUGGAACUAGUGUGUGCUUUGCAGUCACCAUAAAAGCAGCAAGUAGGAGUCUUAAAGUUCAAACUACACCUGAAACUUUACAAGAUUCCAUCUGGAGGGCCUUUGUAUAGUUGGUUAUGUGACCCUACAUUAGAUGAAGUUACCGUUCUGUGCUUGUCUUGGUGAAUCUGGUUGCGUUGACAAUGCUAUCGUGAUACAUACUGUACAUACAGCAGGUGUUGGGGCAGCAUGCUUGUUGAAGAGUACUGUAGUGUACUGCAUGCACUGUUGAAUUGCCUCAACAGCACAAAGACAGAGAUGCUUCAGUCUUCAUACCUACAACUCGGGAGGUAUGAUGAGAUGAUAAGGUGCAUUUACAAUGUAUUUUUGAUACCAGAAGUACAACAAGAACAAUACCACACAUAUUUUGAAUAUGAUAUUGGGGUAGUAAGCUUUUGUCUUCACAGUUUAUUUUACAGUUUUCCAUAGAUUUCCAUUUAUUGGAAAGUUAAGCAUCCGUUUCAAGUAACCCAUUCAAACUUGGGUUUAUUAAAUUGAAUGCCAUUAUUUCUUAAAUGAUCAUGUCCAUGUUAAUUUCCUUUUUCUAUAAUAACUUGGGAGGUAUGAUCAUAUAUACCAGAUUGACAGUUUUGAAACCUUGUUUAUUUCCAGAAAGAACUACAAUAAUAUACAAUGUCAUGAGAGAACUGGAGUACUGGAUAUACUGGUUUUGAAUGUUAAAAAACAGAAAAGACCAGUGCCUUCCAAUAUUUGUUUUCAAGAAAUAUAUAUAUAUAUAUAUAUAUAUAUAUAUAUAUAUAUAUAUAUAUAUAUAUAUAUAUAUAUAUAUAUAAGAGCUGUUUACAAAAUUAAUUUAAACCAAAAAGCUUUUUGUCUGUUACUAGCUCAGUACCACAUCUUAGUAAUGUUUGUGGCUUGUAUAGAUAUUUUACAGUAUAUCUUAACACUGUAACAGCUUAAUUAAUUGUUGACAGUAGAUUAACAAAAAAAAAUAAUAAAUGAUGUUACCCAAACCAAAUAUGAAUUGUG
Acipenser ruthenus (sterlet) is the source of this 3879-nucleotide messenger RNA. RefSeq names its product syntaxin-2-like. Gene Ontology annotation, biological process: intracellular protein transport; synaptic vesicle fusion to presynaptic active zone membrane; exocytosis. The record is from RefSeq and is a predicted model, not a curated record. Gene Ontology annotation, molecular function: SNARE binding; SNAP receptor activity. Gene Ontology annotation, cellular component: endomembrane system; presynaptic active zone membrane; synaptic vesicle. The transcript is spliced from 10 exons. Lineage: Eukaryota; Metazoa; Chordata; Actinopteri; Acipenseriformes; Acipenseridae. Bases 260 to 1075 code for a protein of 271 amino acids.